AUCCCUCCCAUGCAAGUUGUCGCCGGUUCUGCAGCAUCGAUCAGCUUGCGGAAUAACCUGCAUAGGCUCAUCCCGAUUGUCUAUACGUCACCUCAGCCGGCCACAACCCCACCACUGUCCGUCCCACCACCUGCCCCACUAAAAUGCGGCCUCCCCACCUCUCCGCGCUCCGGCGCUUCACCACCUCCGCCGUCUCCCACCACGAAAACCCGCUCGGCCUCCCGCACUCCUCGUCGGGCCCCAAAUUCUUCCCGCGGGCGCAACACGCACCGCCCAAGCCCCGGCGCCUCCCGGGGAUCUCCAAGAUCAUCGCCGUGUCCAGCGCCAAGGGCGGCGUAGGAAAAUCCACGCUCGCCGUCAACCUCAGUCUGUCGCUCGCGCGGCAGGGGCGCCGGACCGGGCUGCUCGACACGGACAUCUUCGGGCCGUCGGUCCCGCGACUGCUGAACCUGUCGGAAGCGGGCGAGCCCCGGUUGACCAACAAGGGAAGACUUGUCCCCAUGGAGAACUAUGGCGUCAAGAGCAUGAGCAUCGGAUAUCUGGUCGGCGAGGAGAAGGCGGUCGUCUGGCGCGGCUUGAUGGUCAUGAAGGCGCUGCAGCAGCUGCUUCAUGAGGUCGAGUGGGGCGAGCUGGAUGUGCUCGUCCUCGAUCUGCCGCCGGGCACCGGUGAUGUUCAACUGAGCGUUGUGCAGCAGGUUGUUGUCGAUGGCGCGGUGAUCGUGUCCACCCCGCAGGACAUUGCGUUGAUCGAUGCCGUAAAGGGCGUGAAUAUGUUCAAGAAAGUCGAUGUUCCAAUCCUAGGAAUGGUCCAAAACAUGAGCGUAUUCACCUGUCCUAAUUGCAGCCACACCACACACAUAUUCGGUAGCGAGGGAGUUGCACGGGAAUGCCAAAAGCACGAGCUAGAACUACUGGGUGAUAUCCCGUUGGAUGCGAGCAUCUGUGAAGAUGCAGAUCGGGGAAAGCCUACGGUUGUGGCCAGAGAUGGACCACUGACGGAUGCAUACAAUAGUAUUGCAUGGAAGGUUAUAGGAAAACUGUGGGGAUAGGGAAUCAGGAUCGAUUGCUACGGAUGACUAUCUACUCCUCAGGCUUUUUGCCCAGACGUUUGUAUUUCCGUGGGUCAUUGCGACUCAUCAACCUGUUGAUAUGUCAAUCAGCCACUGCGCGAUAGACACUAUGAUUCCUCCGGGAA
This is a messenger RNA of Tricharina praecox, 1195 nucleotides long. Its product is annotated as P-loop containing nucleoside triphosphate hydrolase protein. Gene Ontology annotation, molecular function: ATP binding; ATP-dependent FeS chaperone activity; 4 iron, 4 sulfur cluster binding. Gene Ontology annotation, cellular component: mitochondrion. The coding region runs from base 144 to 1049 and encodes 301 amino acids. The record is from RefSeq and is a predicted model, not a curated record. Gene Ontology annotation, biological process: iron-sulfur cluster assembly; mitochondrial respiratory chain complex I assembly. The transcript has 3 exons. NCBI's taxonomy places the organism in Eukaryota, Fungi, Ascomycota, Pezizomycetes, Pezizales, Pyronemataceae.